UUCUUAUUUAAGACUUUAUAUCUGGUGAAAAUGGUACCGAGAAUUUCUUUCGAAUGACGUAGAAUAAACAAAAUCGAUGGAAAUAUAAGUAAAAACUUUUUUACUAAUAUAGUAAUAUGCGUUCCAAUCUUUGGCCGUGCCAAAUAUAGUUUUAUUCGGUAUUGUUUAGUUAAACCGGUAAGAUGCUUAGCAAUAUUGUGUUUGUGUUUUGUUUAAUAACCGUUGGUUACAGUGAGGAUUCCAGCGGCACCAAAUGUAUUCCACUAAAAGAUUGUCCGUAUGCAAUGAAUAUGGUUCAUACUGAAAAAUAUGCCUCAACAACAAUUGAAUUUUUAAAGAAAUCUGAUUGCGGAUAUUCUACAACAGAUGGUCCUCUUGUUCAAUGUCCAGCAGAAACUCCUUUGACGCCGAACCAGCAAUCUGACAGCUUUGAUUGUACAACAAGUACGGGUAAAAAAGGUAAAUGCAAGGACGUCAACGAUUGUAACACUAUUCGUAAUAUAUUUGUCACAAUAAAAGAUUUCGAAGUUUGUAAGCAAUCAAACGACAAGGAAGACAUCGAAAUGAAAAUUUGCUGCUUUAAACCAGAACAUCGAGGUUUCGAUGUACAACCACCAAAAGGUUACUCUCCACAGUUAAUACCUAUUGAAGAAUCCACACUCCAAGAAUUUAUUGAGCCAGCAUCAGUAGAAAUUGUUUCAAAUGAUUUGAAUCAGCACGACACUAGCACGGAUCAUCCAAAUAUUCAGUCAACGAGUACAGCUUCUCACGAGAUGAGACUACAAGAUACGCAGACGGUUUAUCAAAACUUUAUAAACGAUUUGAAUCAGAAGGUGGGAGAAUCGGAUAACUUGAACUUUGCAAUUAUUGAUGAAGCUAAAAAAUCUACUCCAGUUAAUUCGAUAUCUGCAAAAACCCCAAAAGGCGAUGUCAAUUUUGAAAAUGGUUCAAAUAAUUUAAAUAAGUUAGUGCCCCAAAAACCAGUAACAAGGCAAUCGAAAGGUUCUUUUUCAAAUUUUUCUGAUAAAAUAAAUCAGAAAAGAUCUGAGAAUAAAAAACCGGUGAGAGACUCACCAACAAUGGUGUUUCCUGAAGACUCUCUAGAAGAGAAAAUGAAACCCAAACCAGAAAUAUUAAAAUCGUCAGUAGUAAAGAAAAAAAGUCGACCAAAUAAACAUACCACAACUAGAAUUUUGCAUUCCGUCAUUCAACCUUUCUUUACUAAUCUUAAAAUUUCAAAACGAGUAAAACGCGAACUAAAAAAUGAGCUUGUAAUGUCGGUUAGAUUAGUUAAGAAACCCCAAUCUGCGAAGUUACGACCUCUUACUCAUACCCCAGAAAAUUCAGAAAACUCUCAAGAAGCAGUAAGUAGAAACAGAGGCAAAGAAGAUUCAAUAGUUCGUCGUAAAAUGAUCGAUAAAUCUAGGAAUCUAGAAGCGCAUAAAAUAGUUCCACAGCAUGCCAAAUUGAGACCUUCUACUCUUACAGAAGAACACUUAGAAGCUGAAACAGAUAGAUUAAGUUCAAAUGGAAGCUACGGACAUCCAUUAACUAGAGUAAGAAUAUCAGAUAAAUUCAGGAAGUUAAAACCACGUAAAAUAGUUCCCCAAUAUGCAAAAUUGAGACCUUUGACUCUUGUAAAAGAAAACGCAAAACUUGUUAAAGAUACAGAAAAUCUAAAUGGAAGUAAUCGAUAUUCAAUAGCAGAUAAAUUUAAGGAUUUAUGGAUCCAUAAAAUAGUUCCACAACUUGCCAAAUUAAAGCCUUUAACUCUAACACCAGAAAACUCAGAGGUUAGAGAAGUUGUUAAAGGUAUAGUACGUCCAAAUGGGAGCAUUGAACAUUUAAUAGCUGGUAGAGCCAGCACAGAUACAGCUACGAAUUUAGGAGGACAUAAAAUAGUUUCACAACAUGCCAAAUUAAGGUAUUUGACUCUUACAUCAGAUAACUCAGAAAUUAUUAAACAUGCAAUAAGUGCAAAUGGAAGUAACGAAUAUUCAACAGUUCAUGAAGAAAAGCCAGAUACAGCUAUCAACUUGGAAUCCUAUAAAAAUGAUCAACAACAAGGCAAAUUAAGACCUUUGACUCUUACAGCUGAGAACUCUGAAAUUGUUAAAGAUACAGUAAGUUCCAAUGGAAGCAAUACAAAUUCAAUCGUUAGUCGAGAAAGCUCAAAUGAAGCCAUACAUGUAGAUCCACAAAGUAGUGUUCCUCAACAAGGAAAAUUAAGACCUUUGACUCUUACAGCAAAUACAUCUGAAAAUAAUAAAGAUACAGUAAGUUCAAAUGAGAAUAACGAAUAUUCAAUAGUUCACCGAGAAAAUCUAGAUGGAGCCAUAAAUUUAGAAUUACGUAAAAGUGAUCACUUACAAGAUAAAUUGAGACCUUUGACUCUUACAGCAGAAAACUCAGGUAUUGUUAAAGGUAUAGUAAGUCCAAAUGAAAGGAUAGAAAAUACAACAGAUCUUAAUAAAAGCUUAGAUGCAGCAAUAUAUUUAGAUUUAAAUGAUAGUGUUUCCAAACAAGCAAAAUUAAGAACUUUGAGCCUUACACCUAAAAACUCUGAAAUUGUAGGUUCAAAUAGAAAUCAUAAACAGUUUAUAGAUAUUGAUAAAAAGGUAGGUAAAGCCAUGAGUUUACUACCACAUAAAAGUGUUCCCCAGUCAGCAAAAUUAAGACCUUUGAGUCCUGAAAACUCUGAUAUUGUUAAAGAUGCAGUAGGUUCAAAUAGAAAUAAUGAACAUUCUAUAGAUAUUGUAGAAAAAUCAGGUGCAGCCAUGAAUUUAGUACCACAUAAAAGUGAUCUCCAACAAGCAAAAUUGAGACCUUUGAGCCUUACAUCUAAAAAUUCAGAUAUUAUUAAAGAUUCAAUAAUUCAAAAUGGAAGUAACAAACAUGCAACAGUUCUUAGAGAAAUAUCCGAUGCAGUUAUGAAUUUAGAACUACAUAAAAUUGAUCCUCAGCAAGCCAAAUUGAGAUCUUUGACUCUUACACCUAAAAAUGCUGAUAGAAUUAAAGACUCACUAAGUCCAAAUGGAAGUAAUGAAGAUGUAACAGUUCUUAGAGAAAAACAUGAUGCAGUCAUGAAUUUAGAACUACAGAAAAUUGAUCCCCAGCAAGUCAAAUUGAGACCUUUGAUUCUUACACCUAAAAAUUCUGAUAUUAUUAAAGAUACAAUAAGUUCAAAUGGAAGUAAUGAAGAUGCAACAGUUCUUAGAGAAAAACAUGAUGCAGUCAUAAAUUUAGAACUACAGAAAAUUGAUCCCCAGCAAGUCAAAUUGAGACCUUUGACUCUUACACCUAAAAAUUCUAAUAUUAUUAAAGAUACAGUAAGUCCAAACGGAAGUAAUGAACAUUUAAUAGUUUUUCGAGAAAAGUCAGAUACAGCCAAGAAUGUCCAAGCACACAAAAUAGAUCCAGAGUAUGCCAAAUUAAGGCCUCUGACUCUUUCACCAGAAAAUUCUGAAAUUACUGAUAGUAAAAUGACAAAAAUGUCAAGGCAUCGAAGAGCAAUUCGAAAUGAUAAAGGAAAAUAUUCAAGAAACCUUGACUUUGAUUAUUACGAUAAAAAUAAUUUUCACAAAAGGUAUUUUUACCCAAAACACGAGAACAAAGAAAUUGUACGGCCGCCACAUUCUUAUUGGUCUGAAGAACCAUCUAGAGACUUCUACAAACCACCUUCCCAUCGAAGACCAUAUUUUCCAUCGAGAAAUUUUUACGAUGGUGAUGAUGUAGAAAUGAUUAAUGAGUCGGAUUUUCCUCCAACCAACAGACCCAGGUUUAGUGGAUCGCCUAGAGACGAUAUAUUUGGUUGUGGAAGGACAGGCAGAAGGGAUAGAAAUAGAAUAAUUGGAGGUAUUCCCGUAGCUUUGGGUGAAUACCCGUGGAUGGCUUUGCUUCAAUAUUCAACUAAUAAAGGAAUCAAAAAUGGGUGUGGAGGGUCUUUAAUUAAUUCGAGGUAUAUCUUAACAGCUGCUCAUUGUGUUGAUGAUGAAUUUUUAAAAUUAAAAAAAAUAAAAUUGUUCCGAGUAAUUUUAGGAGAAUUCGACAUAAGUAGAGAUCCAGAUUGUAUAUCAUCACCUGAGUCAACAGUAUGUGCUGAACCAUCGAGAGUUUAUGGAAUUUCUAAUACAAUAAAACAUCAAAAUUUUGACCGAUUUAAUGCCAUAAAUGAUAUAGCGUUGAUACAAUUAGACAGAGAUGUAAUAUUUUCUGAUUAUAUCAAACCAAUUUGUCUGCCGCCUAGUAAUUUUAAUCAUAAUAAUGAAUCUGUAAUUAUAGCUGGCUGGGGAAGAACUAAAGUUGGAGGAACAUAUAGCGAAGUUCUGAACAAAGCAAUACUUCCAAUAGUGGACCAAGAAUUUUGCAAUCGACUAGGUCUCACGUUAACUAGUGGACAAAUUUGUCUAGGCCUUGGUGACGGAUUAGAUACAUGUAAUGGGGAUUCUGGUGGUGCGAUAAUGGUACAAAAGAUGGAAAAUGUUGAGCUGGUUACGUACCAAUAUGGAAUUAUUUCUUAUGGGUUUGCUUCGAAGGAGUGUGGAAAAGCACCAUCAGUGAAUACUUUUGUUCCGAAUUAUCUUAAAUGGAUAUAUAGCAUACUUUCCAGUACAGACUAGUGAGGAUUGUAGUAGUU
Psylliodes chrysocephalus is the source of this 4636-nucleotide messenger RNA. The record is from the annotation of a GenBank genome assembly. Lineage: Eukaryota; Metazoa; Arthropoda; Insecta; Coleoptera; Chrysomelidae.